AUGUCGAAAACCAACACGGGUGAGAAAUUCCGCGAUCUGGGCUACAAGCUGGGUCCCACCCUAGGGGAGGGCAGAUUUUCCAAGGUGAAAGCAGCCACCUCAGCCAAAUACAAGGUUCCCUUGGCCAUCAAGCUGAUGGACAGGCGCCGAGUCUCCCCGGAUUUCCUGUACAAAUUCCUGCCCCGGGAACUCUCCAUCAUCCGCAAGAUCCGGCACCCCAACAUCGUGCACAUCUUCGAGCUCAUCGAAGGCUGCGACGGGCUGGUUUGCAUCGUGAUGGAGGCCUUAGCCACUGACCUGCUGAAGCUGGUGCAGCACCUGGGCAAGCUGCCCUGUGUCCCCAAGGCCAGGGACAUCUUCGGGCAGGUGGUGGCGGCCCUGCGUUACCUGCACGACCGUGACUUGGUGCCGGACCUCAAGUGUGAGAACGUGCUGCUGACUGCCGACGGCCACCGGGCCAAGCUCAGUGACUUCAGCUUCAGCAAAGAGGCCAACAGCUACUCCGACCUCAGCACCACCUUCUGCGGGUCAGCAGCUUACUGCCCCGAGGUGCUGAUGGGCAUCCCCUACAACGCCAAAAUGGCUGACGUGUGGAGCCUGGGGGUGGUUCUCUACGUGAUGGUGACCGGCUUCAUGCCCUUUGAUGACACCAGCGUCCGCCGCAUGCCCCAGCAGCAGAAGAAAGGGGUGAAGUACCGAGGAGCUGCCCCGCUGCCCGAGCCCUGCCAAGCCCUCAUUGCCCAGUUGCUCCAGUUCAGCCCAGCUGCCAGACCCACCGUGGGGCAGGUGGCCAAGAACAAAUGGGUGAAAAAGGAGGUUGUGUGA
Molecule: messenger RNA, 825 nt
Organism: Calypte anna (Anna's hummingbird)
Lineage: Eukaryota; Metazoa; Chordata; Aves; Apodiformes; Trochilidae
Product: testis-specific serine/threonine-protein kinase 6
Biological process (GO): microtubule cytoskeleton organization; intracellular signal transduction; protein phosphorylation
Cellular component (GO): cytoplasm
Molecular function (GO): ATP binding; tau-protein kinase activity; protein serine/threonine kinase activity
Source: RefSeq, a predicted model, not a curated record